Auanema sp. JU1783 is the source of this 3024-nucleotide messenger RNA. The record is from the annotation of a GenBank genome assembly. Lineage: Eukaryota; Metazoa; Nematoda; Chromadorea; Rhabditida; Rhabditidae.
AUGGCACCACCACGUAAUCCAGGACAAGGAGACUACCAUGCUACCCGUUGGGCAUUUGAAGGGACAACUCGUAAAUGUGUACCCUUUGAAUACCGUGGCAUGAAAGGAAACGCAAACAAUUUCCAGUCAAGAGAAGUUUGUGAGAAGAGAUGUCCAGUUUUUGAAAAUCCAUGCAAAGUCGGAGAGGCAUACUCCGUGAAUAAUCAAUACUAUCAAUGUAGUCCUCAAAACGUCUGCCCAGCAGGACAUUACUGUCAUGUUGGAAAAGAUGCUAAUUAUUGUUGUCAAGCUUUGGGAGGUGAUCCAUGCGGCCAACCAAUGGAUAGAGGACAAGGAGUUUCCCAGCUUUCUCGUUGGUAUUGGAAUCAACAACAACAAUGUUGUCUGCCAUUUAGUUAUUGCGGUCAGAAGGGAACUCAGAACAAUUUCUUGAACAAAGAAGACUGUGAACGAACUUGCUAUGAACUCGACAAUCCAUGUGCCCUUGGUGAACCUCAGAUGAUUCCCCAAACCAACCGCCCAAUCCAAUGUAGUAUUCAAUCUAACACUUGCUCAGGAGACUUCUGGUGUCAUUUCGGAGCUAAUGCUCAGACAACCGUUUGUUGUCCGCACAGAGAAGAAGGAGAUGCUAUUUGUCGUCAGCCCAUGGUUCAAGGAACAGGAGAUGCUCAAUUACCUCGUUGGUAUUAUGACGCUCAAAACCGUCGUUGUGUGCAAUUUACCUAUCGUGGACGUGAAGGAAAUCAAAAUAAUUUCCUUACCCAAGAAGCUUGUGAACAACAAUGCCCCGCGUAUGUAAACGUGUGCCCAACUGGAAAUCCUUUACUGGAUAACACAAACAAGCCUGUACCUUGUACCUUCGGUUCUAACUCUUGUGGAUCUGAUCACUGGUGUCAUCUGGGUCUUGUUCCGGAUGAAUAUCAAUGUUGUCCUGGAACUCCGACCCAGCCUGGAGCAUGCCAAGGCCUCUCUAUGAACGAAGGUCAAUUGGGUGCUCCAGCUCCAGCAGCUACACGUUAUUACUAUGAUCAAAACACACAAACUUGCCAGCAAUUCAUUUACAAUGGACGUAAAGGAAACCAAAAUAACUUUUUGACCCUGGAGGAUUGUGAAGAAACGUGUGAUGUGUUUGUUAAUCCCUGUAAUCAGCCAAUCUCCCUACCUGCCCAGUUAUGCUCAGCUAACGGUCCCAAUACCUGUGGUCCAUCAGCAUGGUGCCAUAUUGGAGCUACAUCCGAAACUACUCUCUGUUGCCCCAGCGAAGGAGAUCCAUGUUCACUCCCAUUGUCGCGCGGAACUGGAAACCAAUUUGUUGACAGAUGGUUCUACAAUCAACAAACAGCCACUUGCCAGCCAUUCACUUAUGCUGGUCUUCAAGGAAAUCAGAACAACUUCCUUAACAGAGAAUCUUGUGAAGAAAGAUGUGGACCAAAUCCUUGCUUCGAGGGACGUCCAUUCGCUGGAAUCGAUGGAAGACCACAAACUUGUUCUGUUUCUGCUAAUCUCAAUACUUGCCCAGCAAACCAUUGGUGCCAUAUUGGAGCUGACUCAUCUACAACUGUUUGUUGUCAAGGACUUUCCACAAAUGUCUGCAAUCUUCCUAUGUCAACGGGAGAAGGAAGUGCCAAUCUUGAACGUUUCUACUACGAUCAAUCUUCUCGUACUUGUCGUCCAUUCAUUUACAAUGGUUUGAAGGGAAAUCAGAAUAAUUUUGUUUCUCUGAGAUCAUGCCAAUUGGCUUGUCAACCAUUAGAUAACCCCUGUAUUGGACAACCCGCCACUACUGCUGCUGGACAAGUCCUUUUCUGCUCCUCCACAAACAAAGAUGCUUGCCCUGUUAACUUCUGGUGCCAUCUCGGAGCCACUCCUGAAACCACCGUUUGUUGUCCAGGAGCUACCAACCCAUGCUCUGUACCCUUGGCUCCCGGAACAGGAAACUCAGGGCUUUCUCGUUGGUAUUACAACCCUGAUGAUAGACAAUGUCUUCCAUUCCAAUACAACGGUAAAAGAGGAAAUCAAAAUAAUUUCGAAAAUCAGUCAGACUGUGAACGAACAUGUCCAGUGUUCCACAACCCAUGCAUUACUCGGGUUGAGAUCGAUUCCUCACAAAAUCCGAAAACUUGUAACCCUCUAUCACAAAAGCCAACCUGUGGAGCAGGUUAUUUCUGUUUAGGAGGUGAUCCGACUGUAUCAGACUCCUCUGUCUGUUGCGCUCGUAUAAACCAAGACGUUUGCCAAACUCCAAUGUCGGAAGGCUUCGGCUUACUCAACAUGACACGAUUCUAUUAUGAUCCUUUCAAAUCUGAUUGUGUUCCAUUCAACUAUCGUGGAAAGAACGGGAAUGAAAACAACUUCCUAACAUUGGAGAUGUGCCGAGAGCGCUGCAAACCAGUUACGAAUGUAUGUUUUGGUGGUCAAGCACCUCUGAAGAUCGGGCAAAGGAUAGUUCAAUGUGAUCGAGAAGAUUGUCCUUCGAGUCAUUUCUGUCACAUCGGUGCUGAUUCACGAACGACCGUUUGCUGUUUGAAACAAUCUAAUCCUUGUGAUGAGCAAUUGAUGAAAGGAGUUGGUGAUAGUCAAUUAAGCCGAUUUUAUUACGAUAGUGUUGAUGACGAAUGUAAACCAUUCACAUACUUUGGAAUCGGAGGAAAUCAAAACAAUUUUCUGACGAAAGAGCAUUGUCAAGUAACAUGCCCUGGUUACCGUGGAUAUUGUCCACAUGGCAAACCACUAGUCUCUAAUCAAACUAUCGUUACUUGUGGAAUUGACAGAGCUUGUCCAAAUGGAAAUGUAUGUCAUGUUUCUAAAAAGAACUCCAAAACCAUAUGCUGCCCUGAUCCUGCAAAUUUCUGUUUGUUACAAUCAGAUUCAGGACAAUGCUCUGAGAGCCACAAACGAUUUGCAUUCGAUAAAUCAACAGGCCUUUGCACUUCUUUCAGUUAUGGAGGUUGUCAAGGCAAUUUGAAUAACUUCGAUUCAUUACAAAAAUGCACCGAAGUUUGCUGCGACAAAGGCUUUCAAUGA